This is a messenger RNA of Bombyx mori (domestic silkworm), 2025 nucleotides long. Its product is annotated as malate dehydrogenase, mitochondrial. Bases 78 to 1565 code for a protein of 495 amino acids. Gene Ontology annotation, molecular function: L-malate dehydrogenase (NAD+) activity. Gene Ontology annotation, biological process: tricarboxylic acid cycle. Gene Ontology annotation, cellular component: mitochondrion; cytoplasm. The transcript is spliced from 7 exons. Lineage: Eukaryota; Metazoa; Arthropoda; Insecta; Lepidoptera; Bombycidae. The record is from RefSeq and is a predicted model, not a curated record.
GACAGAAAAAAAAACAAAUUAAAACAUGUCAAAUUCUAGCAGCAACAUACAAUAAAGUUUUUUUUUAAUAAAUAAAAAUGAAUCCAUCCACAGUCUUCAUUAAAUCAAAACAUUUAUGGUCAUGUCUACUCGAUGCAUAUGUACCAUUAACGUUUCGGAGUGACGUAUUCAACAGAUGUUAUGCUAAGAAAUCUGGUGAUGACGAAUGUAGAAGAGCAUUAGUGGAUAUUCCACCGGACGUAGACCCGAAAUGCCCACAGCCCUGUGAGAGAAUAAAAAAGAAAAAACCUGGUUUAUUACAUAGAAUUAAAUUGAGGGUCAUCGAAGGAGGCACGAAUUUCGGAACUCCAUUUCGGCGCGUCUCGUGUAAAGAAGAGGAGAAGCUUCCUCCGAAAAAAGUUGAUACUGAAACGAAGGCAUUGCCGCCACCGUCACGACCGGCAAAGGUGCCUUCAAUGCCGGAGACUAGGUCAGGCGUCCAAGUAUCGAUUCUUGGUGCAGACUCUCCGUUAGGACACUACGUAGCUUUGCUUUUGAAACAAUGUCCUUGUAUAAAGAAAUUGCGUUUGUACGAAGCAAAGCACUGCGAAUGUUCGGCAUGCAACCGGAAUCUUUGUAAAGUCGUGAAAGAUCUACAACAUAUCAACACGAAUUGCCUUGUGCAGGCUUUUAGCAGUUCUUGUAACGAAUUGGAACGAUGUCUACAGAAUACAGAUAUAGUGUUGAUGCUUGAAAGCAGUUAUCCGAACUUGGACCUAUCUUUUGAGAAGAGAUUCAAUUGUCAAGCGCCCAUAGUGAAAAACUACGCCGAUGCUAUAGCCAACGAAUGUCCUAAAGCGUUCAUAAUAGUUUGCACAACGCCCAUUGAUUGUAUGGUACCAUUGAUAGCAGAGACGCUGAAAGAAACCGGUUGGUAUGAUCCUCGAAAGGUGCUCGGUUCUCUGGCUGUACCAGAAAUGCGUGCUAGCACGCUCGCUGCAAGGGCCCUGUGUCUUGAACCUCGAUAUACUAGAGUCCCUAUCGUUGGAGGAACUGAAGGCGAAUCACUAGUUCCGCUGUUUUCAAAAGCUGUUGAAUACUUUGACUUUGCUAAGCAUAAUGCCCUUAUGAUGACUGAUGCUGUGCGAGGGGCCCAAACUGCUGUUACCAGGACCGAUGGAGCUUGUGUUAGAGCUGCCGACCUUAGCGAGGCCCAUGCGCUAUCUGGUUUAGUAACAAAGGUCGCACAUGCUCUCCUCUGUCACGACAUCCCAAGAGUUACUGGUUUUGUAGAAACAGAUGCCAGUCAAGUCAUUUCUCCUGCCAGAUACCUUGCAAUCGAAGUUCUGCUAAACAAGCACGGGAUUUGCAGGAAGCUUGACCUGCCGAGCGAUAUGAGCUUACUCGAACUCGAACUCGUCGAUUUGGCUUUUGAGCAUUUAAAGCUUAACGUCGAUCUCGCAUACAAAUGGUACGAUGCGUUAUUAGUCGGUGAAUGCGAGAGAUGCCAAAUGGCGAUGAAGACCGACUGGCACAUGCCGAGGCACUACCGCCAUUUAGAUGACUGCGCUAGUCAAUUGACGUAAGGGAUUUUGUGGAAAAAAAAAUGGAACACCGGUUUAAAUAUUAUUUUUUUCUCUUAUAAGAAGUAUAAGUAAGAAGUAAAAUGAUUCGAUAGAUUUAUCUAUAAAAUUCGUCAUUAUGGUAUUUGGUAUUGCUACUAUUACUUAGUUGCUAGAUACCGUGAAAUAGAUACAUAGUAAGGAACUCGAUAUUUCUUUUUGGCAUUACAUUUCCCGCUCAAAAAACGUUAUCUUUUUUGCAUGCAUAAUCUGAAUUAGAAUCAAAAUUUAAUUCUGUAAAUGAUAUGUGAACUUGUCUGUAAUGUAACAAUAGAAGAAUAAUGUUUAUUUUAUUUUCUGUGAUUCACACAAAUUUCAAGAGCAUUGUGUUCAGACGUAAAAAGUUAAAAACCUUUACUGAGUCUAACCAGACUUAUUGUAUUUUGUUGCUGUAAAAAAAAAACGAAUAAAUUUGAAUAAAUAA